CACAACAAGCCGCGAGCACAGCUUACUACAGGCGGCCGGUUUGGUUCAGUGAGUAAGACUUCCUCCUGAGAAUUGUCGUCUGCGUCUCGUCUUAUACCGCCUCUAAGUCGCUCGCGCGCGCGACAAGCGACUAGCUGAGCUCACGACGACGAUUAGUCUCAAGUUUGACACUAGACCGGACGGUGUCGGACUUGAAUGCACGGGCACGCCUCGCGACUUGAGCACUGAUAACCAUUUGACCUUAGAGGCCUCUUUCAUAUGAGCGUUAGAUGAACUGAACAUUCGUCGUCAACCCCGGGGGUUCAAACCAUAGAGUUCAAACGUGUGAAAUCACUGCAAUUACCUAUACGUUCGUGCCGAAGUGAAGUGUGGUGAGAUAAGCUCGGAGAAAAGUUGAAACGCAAAUCCAAUCGAUCGGAUCCGAGACGAUGGAUAGUAGCUGUUAGUAAUUACGCCAAGGUGUGACUAGGGAUGUCCAGUUGCUGGUCGAUCAGUCGAUUGUUUUGGUGAAAAUGUGUGUUAGAGUGUCAUGAUCAAUCGAAAAUGUCAAUUGAGUGUCACUUGAAUGUCAAUUGAAACUCCAAAAGCAUCGCAGUGAAAGUCGAUUCUAUAAUUCAUUCUGUGAAACGGAGCACCCCUAAAACAGAAAACCUGUGACCGUGUCGACGCCGGUAGUUUGCUGAUUUUCGUUUUGUUUUAGCGCAGCAGCAGAGUAGUUCAAUUUACGUGCUGUGAAUGAUGGUUAUUGGCUAGAUUCGUCGUCGUCCUGACGAAGACGACGACGACGACGGUGAGUGAUCGUACGAAUGAUGAUCAGGUGGUUAGUGGAAAUUAACACCUCCGAGCGAAACUAAUGUCUUCGUCGUCGUCUUCGUCCAUAAACAACAACAACAUCAACGUCUUCGUUAGUGGAACGUAAACAGCUUGAAAUCAACGCUUUCUUUGUGCCUCGUAGCCCCUAGCCCGCCGGUGAUAAAGUCAAGUGAUGCGAGAAGAAGUGCCCGCAUGAGUGUGCCUCUCUAUCUCUGGAAGACGACGAUACUUGAGUGUGAUCAUGCGAAACGAUUCCUGAUGACCGAGAAGAAAUCAUCAGUGAGUGAGUGAUAGUUUAAGGGUUUUUUUUUCUGUUAUACAUUGUCGACAGCAGAGCAAUGGGUGUAGAUAUGAAUGAUUCGACGGAGCAGUUGGAGCGGAUCCCCAGCACUACGCUGGAGAUGCUGCGGGGCAUUCUAGUCAAGUCCCUUUCGCGGGAGAACCUAAGUCUGACCGAUCAACAGAAGUUGCUGGCAACCCGGAAGGAUCGGCACGUGUCGUUCGAAGUCGCUGGAAACAGGGAUGCAACCGGACAAAAACAGAGCAGGCCAUCUUCAGCCAAUAAAGACGUCCGUCCACACUCUAUGCAUCUGCAUACUUUGCACUGGUUUGCCUGUGUAGGCGAAGAUUACGAUAGCAAUAAUGGUUAUGGUAAUGAUGAAGACCUGCAGAAAGAGCGCGAGGAGCGGAUAAAGCAGAUCAAAGAGCGCCAGAAUGAGGAACGGCAGCGAAAGCUAGAGGAACUGAAGGCACAAGCACUGGCGGCGCAGAAAUUCCGGGAACAGAAGGAAGAGGAACGACGCCGCCGCAUGGAGGACCUGAGACGGCGGGAGAACGACCGGCGCUCACAGGUGGAGGAGCGAAGGCGCGCGAUACAGGAGGCGGACAACGAACGGCGACAGUACAUCCUGCAGAAGAACCAAGAGCGGGACCAGCGGAUGGAGACCAAGCGGCGCAACGAGCGCAGCUCGAUACAGUUCGCGUUUGGGUCGUCGACGCCGCGGAUGAUCGACACCACCGACAGCGGCAUGUGCAGCUCGUUCUGGGCCAACCGAAGGGCAACAUCCAUCACGAAUGUGGCGUACACGGGGGUACCACUGACGCGUCGCAGUUCCGAACGGGAACUGACCGAUGGCAGUUCAAAGAAACGUGCUACCUCCGCUAGUGGUCUUGAUCGAUCAACAGACGACAUGCGACGAAUGUCCAGCUCCAUGUACGAGGUGUUCAACUGGGCCAGCACCAGCGAGUGCCCGAAGAAGUUGACCCUCUCGCUCGCCGGUUCCAGUAUCAACAUCGACGAACCCCCGUCCAAGGCGGAACGAGCUGCGGCGGCAGCGGCAGCGGCCGCCAUGAGAAAGGACGAUUCGGGUGACAUGAGCUACCAGCGUACCGUCAAUCGUCGCAAAACCGAUCUUAUGCCCACCAUUCCUAGUCCUCGCGAUAGCUCUAGAUCAUCUCUUGGCACUCACACCCCCAGAACACCAGGUCGAGCCUUCUCGAUGACACGCCUGGACCAGCUGGCUCAGCCUCGUCGCCGCAACGGCGAACACAUCAGUGCAAUCAUCGAACGUGAACGCCGCCAGGCCCACGAAAUCGAAAACCUGGCCAGGCUAUCGCUGUCCUCGUCCCGUUCGUCCCCGACGGCCGAUGGCGGCGCCAGCAGUAAGCGUAUGUCCCGCAGCAUGUCCCAGCUGGCCAGUUCGUCCUCGUCCAAGUACCGGCACCCGUCGCAAGAGUCUCCGCACUCGGCCAGCCGUCCCGGUCGUAAGUCUUCGUUCAACUCGUCGCUUGGCGAUUCAUCGUCCCUGAUGGGCGCCGGACGUCUGGAUACCUCCAAGAGCAUGUCCCAGCUCAACACGGCCGGACGGGUUUCGCGCCUUACCAAAACCGAACGCCUACGGCAGCAGAUUCGCGAGCAGCUCAACGGUUCGGCGUCUACGUCCUCUACUACCGCAGCAGGUUUGCGCUCCGGCGAGAUCACCCCGAACAGUCUGAACACGUCGCGUCCGGGCAGUGCCAUGUCCAGCUCAACGACCGCCUCCGGAGUGGUGUACCGACGAACGAUGCCCCAUUCGGCCGGCAGUAGCCACCUCCAGCGGAAGCCGCGGCCCGUCUCGAUUGCCGUCACCGGCGUGUCGGCGGGCCCCAAAGAAGAGAAACCCCCACUUCCGAAAACUCCCGCAGCGAACAACACCAGCUCCACCAGUUUGGAGCGCAAGCGUUCCCAGAGUGGGGCCAGCACUCCGGCCAGACCCCCGACGGCACCGGAUGGCUCGUCAGCAGCCAAGCGACACCACACUCCGGUGGUGGACAAGCAGCGGCUCGGCGGCAGCGGUACCGGCAGUGCCCGCGGUACCCCGAAGGCAUCGUCCACCCCGCUGCAGUCACCUGGGCCGGAAAAGGCCAACCGCACGAUGCAGGAUUCGCUGCCGAAACAACAGCCGCAGAAGAAACAACCCGCCGAUGAUCACUCGCAACAACAGCAGCCGCAGCUUCUGGUGAAGGAAGGAUCUUCGGUUAGUGCGAAGAGCAGCACCGAAGAGAAGGUUGAAGUUGUGCUGCAGCAGCAGCAGCAACAGCAGGAGAGUCAAGAAGAAGUGGUAGUGCAAUCGAGCGAUGUUACCACCGUCGUUGAAACUGUUGAGCAGCAACAACAGGUGGUUGUUGUAUGCGAGACAAAGGUGGUGGAAGAAGUGCAUGCAGAAGAGGAGAAGAUCGAACAGCCACCACAAGCCAUGGAAGUUAGCAGUCACGAGGAGAAGAGAGAUGAAAUGAAGGAUAGCACCGUCGCGGGUAACAAGCUGGAACCUAAUCAGGCCAUUGACGGUUCCAAUGGGGACUUGAUGACUGCUUCCAUGAUCGCCAAGCGCAUCAACACGGAAGAGGAAGCCAAGGCAGCCCUAGCGGAGCGCCGUCGUUUGGCUCGAGAAGAGGCCGAACGUCAAGCCGAGCUCGAACGGCAGCGAAUCGCUGCCGAAGAGGAAGCCGAACACCAGCGGCAGCUCGAGGAGGAAGAACGCCUCCGCAAGCUGGAAGAGGAAACGAUCCGUUUGGCCGAGGAACAGCGCCGGCUGGAGGAGGAACGCCUUCAGCAAGCCAUCCAGGAGGCUCAGAAGCGCGAGGAAGAAGAGCGUCAACGGCGCGAGGAGGAAGCCCGCCAGAAGGUCGAACGCGAGGAAGCCGAGAAGAAGGCCCGUGAAGAAGCCGAACGGCAGCGCAUCGAAAUGGCCGAACGACUUAAGAAGGAGGAGAAGGAACGUGAAGAGCGACGCAAACGGGUCGAGGCCAUCAUGUCCCGAACGCGGGCCAAGGGAAGCGCCAACAAUACGCCGACGAAGCAAUCCGAGGACAACAAAGAAAACGCCAUGAGCAAGAGUGUAAUCGUGACGUCUAGUACUGCAUCGACCACGGUGGACCAAACGAUGUCGAUGACCGAAUCGAUGCUCGGUUCGAUCGAACAGCAGCAACAGCAACAAUCGGAAACUGUUGAAGCAAUCCCUCAAAUCCCUCCAGUGAACGAAGAGAAUACUGAUUCGCUCGUACAAGGCGUCCAGUCACUGUCCCUGACGGAGGGAGACCAGCAAAAUCAGGAAAACAACAACAGCAACAGCAGCAGCAACAGCAGUAGCAACGACAACAGUCUAGUUAGCAACAACAACAACAACGCCAACGCUGCCGCCGAGUACGAGCGGUCGGUGACGGAGAAGGAAAACCUUCUGCUAGGUAGCUUUAACAAUAAUCUGAACAGUAGUAACGCCACCAGCAACGGAGGCAGUGAUAACGGCAGCAGCCAGCAACCCUUGUCCCUAGAAGAGACGACCAGUGCAGCGCCCACCACCAACGGUACCAAGUCCGGCGCGACGACAAUCGCCGAAACGACUGAGCUGAUCAUCGAGGAUGCGAUCAUGAGCAGCGGUCAAACCAACGGUCACAAGAACGGCAGUAUUGAUAAUGUGUUUACACAAAAUACACCGGCUGUUGACGAUGCCGCCUCCGCGAAAUUCCUAGCGCACUUCGACACUAACAAUAGUCAACCCCUAGACUUUGCGCUCUCGUCAGCAGCCGACGGCGUCGAAAGCAGCGAUAACCACAAUCAGCUGGAUUCGACCACCUCGACUAGUACGACCACGACGACAACGACCGGCACGACAGUGGUCGGUCAGUUGCUCGACUUCAGUAGCUUUCAAUCGUUGCCCGACGAGGCAGUAGUAGCGCAGCCGCAAACAGUCGUCCCUCACGACGACGACGAUCCCUUCAACCUUAUUAACAUCGACAACAACAACAGCAGCAGCAACAGCCAUGCUGACCACCUGCUGAUCGACAGCAGUAGUAACGGUACCUCAACUCCCUUUUCCAACCCCCUGUUCGCCAGCAGCGACGCAAAUCUGAUUAGUAAUAGCAAUUUCCUAAACAAUAAUUCCACGAGGCUAGUCGCAACAUCCGACAGUCAAGACAACCGAGACUUGUCGCUCUUGUGAACGAGUAAAUUGCUCUAGGUUUAAAGUGUGUGAGUGUGCAAAUGUGCCGUUGUAAUUCAUCGCGCGCGCAUCGUUAGAUUCAUCAUCGACGAUCGUCACCAUACGUCGGUCGAUUCUGCUUUGGAUCGAUAUCGAAAGAAAACGCACGUUACAGCGUGCAAUCGAGCUAAAAGGCCGUUCUGAGAUUCUGGAUGAUCACGAUGGGGAAACACCGCGACGCGGCGGGAAGAACGCCGGCAACAUUUAGCUACUACUACUACAUAGGAAUGCGUAUGAUGAUGGGGGUGUGUCUGUGACUGUGUGUGAGUGAGUCUGUCAAAAGUCAGAUCAAGAAAAGAUCAGAAUCAGAGAAUGCAUGCAUGCGUGUAUAAAUGGAAGCUUUUUUUUUUCUCUAGGUUAGGCUGUGCAGGCUGUUCGCCUGCAAACUGCAAACUGCAUAUCUAGUGUGUGUGUGGAGUACUAGAAGAAAUCAGAAAGUAUCCAGAUUAUUUGGCGGCGAGACGCUUUGCUUCGGCGGCAAGCUAGGAAAAUGUUUCGUUUCUCGAUCGGCAUAGGUCGGUCGGGAAGGAGGUACUAGAAUUAAUGCUGUGCGACACGCGACGACGGCAGGUGGGUGGUGCGCUCUGGGAUAGGAGGGCGGUUGUAGCUAGUUAGAUUUUUUUUAAUUGGAUGAGCUCGAAUGAAGACAGAGUAGGGUAGAAAGGUGUGAUCUGAAGAAGGAAUGGGGAGCAGCGGAUUUGGAAGGAACCGACGGAGAACGAUCCGAGGGGAACGAUUGUCGUGCGGGGGGUGUUUGCGGUUUCAAACCAUUUUUGGUGAAAUUAUUGUGUAGUACUAGAUGGGAUUAGUGUUGUGGAUGAGAUAUAUAGGAACUUUAUUUUGAAGACUUUUUCAAUGUGUGUACAGAGGACUUAUUUACAAAGGAUAUUCUAUAUUGUAGUUUACUCAUACUUUUUUCCCUCAAAGAAAGAGAAUAAAUACUUAAAAGAGCCUACACGUUCUAGGGUUGCACAUUCUUAUGUAGUUGCAAGCAGUACUAGAAUUCAAGGUCUAUAGAACUUCAGAUGAGUCGGUUACAUACCUCACCUUUCGAAUGUAAUCUAGUACAACAUCGUUUCCAACUCUCUUGAUGGAUCGUCUGAGAAGUUUACUGCAGGAUUUAAACAGCUACGGCGGUUCUUAAAUACGGAAAAUCGAACAAUUAGUUACCCCUGAAGAUGACACCCCAGUGUCGAAACGUCGGGCAAACAAUAAACCUGUUUUUUUUUCGUAUUAAAGACUGCGUAGCCGUCUAAAUCCAUCGUUUCCAACCUUUUCGAUAGACACCAAUCCUAGGACUGUUGAUGUAUCCUUUUAAAAGUGAAAAAUACGUUUUUGAAGCAGAAAUUUUCAACAAAAAAUGUCAUAAAAAGUGAGUUUAGAAGAUAUGAAGAUCUAGUACUGCAAUUGUAUUGCUUUUGCAAGUAAAAUACCUCAAUUCAAAUCGGUAGGUCAAACGGAAGAAAUAUUGAAUCCUGAUUAAUGGGGUUUAGUAGUAAAAUUUUUACAUGCAGUACUAGAAUAAUAAUUAAAUAUAAAAAAUAUUAGGCUUCGGUGUAUCGUUCAUGCUAGUAGCUCUUGAUAGCUGGUUCAAAUCAAAUAUCAUUGGAAGCAUUUUAUGGGAUGUGACUUUAAGCAUCGGAUUGUUUAAAGAAAACGUCCGGUCUAGUACUGCGUUUGUUUUCCAAAUACACUACUUCGUUAGUUUUUGAUGAUCAUAGGCCUCUUCUGCCAGUUGUCAAAACUCUGUAUACCGCAUGGAUGUGAUCCUUCAAUGUAAUCGUUCACAUUCUAGUUACAUUUUUUAGUACUCCAUGUAUGUUUGAUCACAUCUAGUACCUACCUGCAUAGUGAAAAUAUGCUAAGCUUUGCAAUGAUUAAUUGGCGAUUUCUGUAAGUCAGUUUACUGAAAUGUGCUUGCUUAUGACAGCAUUUUCAAAAGUUAAAUCAUUAAAAGUAUUUAAAUGUAGUACUGCAUCUUCAUCGUGAACUUUAACUUCAACUGUUUUAGUACUUCUAAGAAACAAGUGUCCACAUAUUCAGAUCUUAGUUGAUGAUUUAAAACCGGAAACCUAUCAUCCUUAUGUCCCGAUAGCAGAUUUUAGAUUUAAGUAAUGGUACUCAAUUUAAAAAGAAAUCUUUUGAAUUGAAUCGCUGGUAGAACAGCGCGAUGCUUUGUAUGAAAAAAGUGAACUCUAGAACUGCUAGAUGCUUUUCCUGUGGUAAAUACCCAAGAUCCUACAUCUAGUACUGCGUUUAUCUAAGGAUGUACCGUGGUCACCACAACAUUUGUUUUUUAUAACCGUGAGCCUGUGGAAAGAACUUUGAAGUGAGAGUGUAUACAGUAUUGCAAGGCUUCAGCAUGUAUUGGUAUAUUUUGACGUCUGAUACGUCAAAUCUAGUGUUUCAUGUCAAACACUUCUAAUAUCUUUACCUUUUGUCAAAUAUUAUCGUCUGGUGGGUUAACUCCAGGUUUCAGUACAAAAUUAUCCAAGAGUUUCAUUAACUACGAUCAUAUACGAUCUAGUACUGCAUUCAUCUGAUAAGCUUUUUAAUUGAAAUCGCUAGCGAACUCAUCAGAACUAUUGAAGAAGGUUCUUCAAACUAAACAGUGGGCUCCAGAAGUACUAGCGAUCCUCAGCGCUUUUGAGAAUGUCUUCUGUUUGGUUACAUCUACAAGUACUAGAACGAAAGAGCUUUACAACUGUAUAUUGAUUAAAUUCAGCGGACUUUUUAGGUGGUGUUCUCAGAAAAUUCAUAUAUAGAGAGAGUGGUGCUAUGAGUACCAUUAACAAAGGUAAUCAACGAUCUAGUACUGCGUACAUUAUAUUGUUGCUGAAAAUGAGCUAUGGUUCAAUCAAGUUCUUGUUUCAUGGACCGCAAUUCAGAUUCAUGAGAAUAAUUUACUACACUAGAUGUUCAAUUUUUAUAUAUACCCUAAUCUAGUACAACAGCAAUUCAGUCGAAAGACACAUUUAGAAAGUGACAUUGAUAUAAAUUAUCGCCAAACUUCAAAUACGGGAUGUUUUUAGUUUCGUUCGUUUCGUAGCCGUAUGUAUUUGAUGAUCUAGUACUGCAUUCUAAUGAAAUUUUGUGGAAUUAAAUUUGAAAAACUGCCGAGUGUUGUAUUGUUCAAUAUUCCAUAGUAAAUGUUUCAGGUCGAAUCUUACAAUGUUUUUGUUGUAUAGGUUUCCAACAUAUUCUAGUACCGCAUACAAUCAAGUUGUACGUUGUUAUUCAAGUCAAUCUUCUUAAGGCAAUAUUCCAUACCUGAAAUUCAUUUCAAAUCCAGGUAUAAUCUAGUUCAACCUUCAAAAUCAGCCUGAUUUUGGUGAUUAAGCAACACUACAUUUCCAAGAUUUCGUAAAAUCAUCAAGUACUACGUAAAAUCAUCUAGUACGUCGUUCCCACAGCUUUCAGUUAACAACUUUCAUUUCAGUUUUAAACGAGAAAACUGCUUUCGAUGCUUCACUGAUGACGAUGACAUCAAUGCCAUCUUCUUUCAUCUUAAGGUUCUUUGUUGUGACCAUUUGAUGAUCUAGUCCUGCACUUUUUGUGAGAUUUCAAUAGAGUUCAAAAAGGUAAAAAAUUGCACUUUUUGCAUUGUUCAAUUGUCCUUCAAUUCCAGAGUUUUGUUAACAUAAUCUAGUACUGCAGAGAGAGGACAGAUAUAGUCGACUCCAAGCGUGGUCGUUCGUGCUAAAUUUUUAAAGUGAAAUUCGCACUCACAUGUAGCUCAAUAUUUCAGUAACUAAUGAAUUUAACUUCCAUAUUAUUAAAAUGAUCUAGUACUGCAUUUUUUCUUGAUUUUUUAUCAUUCAAGUCAAUCUUCUCAACAGCAUAUUCCAGGUCUAAUGUGGAUGCGAAUUGGACCGCAAUGGUCGCUUCAAUGAGUUAAAUGCUGGUUUCGGUUAAGCAACGCAACUUGUUCAAAAUUUCGUCAAAUCUAGUGCUAUAACGUGCUACGUUUGAUGAUCUAGUCCUGCACUUUUUGUGAGAUUUCGAUAGAGAUCAAAAAGGUCAAAAAUUGAACUUUUUGCAUUGUUCAAUUGUCGUUCAAUUCCAGAGUUUUUGGUCACACAAUCUAGUACUGCAGAGAGGACAAAUAUAGUCGACUCCAAGCGUGGCCGUUCGUGCUAAAUUUUUAAAGUAAAUUUCGCACUCACAUGUAGCUCAAUAUUUCGUAACUAAUGAAUUUAACUUCCAUAUUAUUAAAAUGAUCUAAUACUGCAUUUUUUCUUGAUUUUUUAAUCAUUCAAGUCAAUUUUCUCAACAGCAUAUUUCAGGUUUAAUGUGGAUGCGAAUAGGAGGCAAUCAGUGAAGUACUAGAUUGAAAGUAGUGAGCUGGAUUUUUGUAUGGUGAGAUGAUCAAUUCUCCAUUUCUGCAAUGAAAUGAUACAAACAGCGUGGGUUAUAUGAUUUCUUGCCUAAUUUGAUGCUAUUUGAGCAAAAGUUUGGGUUACUGUGUUGUUGAAGUUGCAAGAAAUAAAUAAUACAACAACACAGUUACCUAAACUUUUGCUCAACCAGCAUCAAAUUAGUCAAGAAAUCAUAUAACCCACGCUGUUUGCACCAUUUCAUUGCAGAAAUGGAGAAUUGAUCUUCUCACCAUACAAAAAUCCAGCUCACUACUUCCAAUCUAGUACUUCACUGAUUGCCUCCUAUUGGACCGCAAUGGUCACUUCAAUGAGUUGAAUUCUGUAUUUUUUUUGUUUAGCAAUGCAACUUGUUCAAGAUGUCGUCAAAUCUAGUACUAUAACGUGCUACAUUUGAUGAUCUAAUAUUGUCUUUUUUCAUGAAAUUUCUUUGGGUUAAGGUAAGAAAAUGCUCGUUGUUACAGGAGUUAUAAUUUUCCAAAGUCGAUGUUACAGAAUUCGACUUAAGAUGCUUUGGUUCUAGAGUUUUUAAAAAUGAUCUAGUACUACAGAGAGACAGAAUAAAGAGAUAUGACUCCAAACGUGGCCGUUGGAAUCGUCUAAGUAAAUUUCGAACUCACAUGUAGCUCAAUUCCUGUGUUUUUAGAAUUUCAAUUCUUGAAUAACCAACAAUCUAGUACUUCAUUUUUUUCCUUAAAUUUCAUUUAGACCGAACCGUUGUUAUUCAGGUCAAUUUUCUCAAGGCAAUAUUUGUUGCCUCUCUAUUGUACAUUGAAAAAUCAAAUUUUCAGGUAUAAUCUAGUACUCCCUGAAUAACAUUCUAAAUCCUUUCAAAUACGGAUUGAACUUCCACGGUCGCUUGAAUCAGUUGGAUGUUGAAUCCAGCUAUGUUUUGAUUAAGUAACGCAGCAUAUCAAAAGUUUAGAUCAAUCUAGUACUACAACGUGCUUCGUCUCCUGAAUCAACCGAAAACCGAAGGACCUGCACGCCCUCCGCCCCCUUGGUUUGCUUUGACGUCGUCCCCGGUUCCUCCUAACCACUCGCCGUCGGUAGGUGCUAUUCAUUAGGAACGCAAAUAAAAGGUUCGAAGAAACAGUUCCAAAGGCAAGCGGCAAAGCAAAUUCACCUAGCAGUGUUGUGUACCAACCAUACCGAAUUUGAAAUCCAAUAUUUGAGGAAAGCUUUGGCUACUGACUGCUGGCUGUAAAACAAUUCAAAGAAAUUCACACAAAUUCAUUCUACACAUUCAGGAUUCAAUACACUCACACAAACAAACAAAAAACUGCGAAACAGUUUCAACAGCAAACAACAACCAGAUAAAAUCUGAUUGCGCUAAUGAAGGAAAACUAUUGAAAUUACCGAAUCAAAAAAAAAGUAAUAUAUUACUAUAUAUUAUAUAAAUGUUGAAAAUCAUAAGCCGAAAUCACUAUUCAAAGCAAAUUGAUUAUUAUUAUAAUUAUUGAAUUAUUACAUUUACCAGUUCUUAACAAACACCACUUCCUGACCUGGUGCAGUAAGUUGCAAACAGAAAACCAUAGAAAAAAAAAAGAAAGCAAAAAAUAUCAAAACAAUUAAAGAGCAGGAAGUGAGCGCCGUGUAAACUUAGUUUGACUAAUUUCCUAUUUAAGAAGAAACAAAAAGAAAAACAGUGCGAGAAACGCGCGAAAGCCGUCAGUGCAGUGUCGCUGGGACUUUAAAAAAAGAAAAACCGAGAAAUGAAAAUAGAAAUGUUUAUAAUCUAAUAAUAAAAAUUACUAGUAUUCUAAUCUGUUAAAUUAUGUAUAAAACACAGUGGAGAAGAGGAGGAAACCUACCAUUACAAUGUAAUUUAAUGAUUACACAACACACACAUACACACAAAUCAAGUGUAGAAAGGAAAACAAAUCCACACGAUUACACUAACACUUACAAAAACAACACGCUAAAAAGAAAGCAUACAAUACUUUGACACGUACACAACUACACAAACACACACACACACACGAGCAUAUUUAAACGUGAGAAAAAGUGUGUGCGUGCAACAAAAAAAACUCUGUAAUCGCAUCCAUUGAUUGACGAGCGAUGAGGGAGGCGAAUCGAAAAAGUCAUUAAAGCAAAUUAAAUCUAUACCUUUCGCCCCUCCCUCAGUCCCCCCCCCUAUAACUUAAGUGAUUAACCUUAUAGGAAAGCUAACGACGACUACGCUGACGGCGCCGAUGCCGACGGCGCCAUGGAGCCGCAGCAGGCGUCGACUAUUUAAUUAUGAUUUUUGUAUGUUUUUAUUUCUAUUAAUUACCAACAAAGACAUAGGAAAAACGUUUGCGGAAAUAAAGUAUAACUGCUAUCACACAAA
Messenger RNA from Aedes albopictus (Asian tiger mosquito), 12038 nucleotides. Its product is annotated as inner centromere protein A. The record is from RefSeq and is a predicted model, not a curated record. The coding region runs from base 1152 to 5291 and encodes 1379 amino acids. The transcript is spliced from 13 exons. Lineage: Eukaryota; Metazoa; Arthropoda; Insecta; Diptera; Culicidae. Gene Ontology annotation, biological process: microtubule cytoskeleton organization. Gene Ontology annotation, cellular component: microtubule cytoskeleton.